Eimeria acervulina is the source of this 2478-nucleotide messenger RNA. Its product is annotated as elongator complex protein 3, putative. The transcript has 9 exons. Gene Ontology annotation, biological process: tRNA wobble base 5-methoxycarbonylmethyl-2-thiouridinylation. The record is from RefSeq and is a predicted model, not a curated record. The coding region runs from base 1 to 2478 and encodes 825 amino acids. NCBI's taxonomy places the organism in Eukaryota, Apicomplexa, Conoidasida, Eucoccidiorida, Eimeriidae. Gene Ontology annotation, cellular component: elongator holoenzyme complex; nucleus; cytoplasm.
AUGGAUGGCAUAGUAGCGAAUGCUUCAACAACAAUAACUGCUUCUGCUACGGCCUCGGCCCGUGCAGGAGGCUCGUCAAGUGGUAGUCCAACACCGGAGAUUCGUCCUUCCGAGCCUAUAUCUGCAGAACAUGAUGCAGUUGAGGAUGAGACCCUGCGUAGGUGGUUCCCUGCCACCUGUCCAGAUUACAAAGCCCGCUGUGGCGAAGUCAAACAACUCGUGAAGGAGGAUCUGGAGGACCCACACAGACGAAAGCACUUGGAGUCUUUUAGACAGAGCAUGCUGGAAUGGGAGGCUUACGACCCCGCCGUAAGGAAUGAGAUGCGCGAGGAGACGGCGAAUGCUUUUCUCGCUGACUUGCUGAAUAUUAGGCCCACAACGAACAAGGAGUUUAACUCCGCAACUAAGUCACUCAGGAAGAAGUAUAAAGUUGCCCCCGCCAAGUCACAACUUGUGGCAGCGUACAAGCGAUUACUCGCUGCAGAGGCGAAUUCACACAGGAACCACGACUUCGCCCAGAUGGAGCCAUCUGGUGCGGAGUUACUGGAUAAUCAAAGCUGCUCAGAAGGGCUGCGGAAUCCGAUGCUGGAAAGCUUGAUGCGGCGGAAAGCAGUGCGCACAAAUAGUGGGGUUCUUGUUAUAACUGUUUUGACUGCUCCUGGCCGUUUUUCCUGUCCGCAAGACUGCCACUACUGUCCAAAUGAACCGGGACAGCCGCGCUCAUACCUUUCAACUGAACCGGCUGUCCUGCGAGCCAACCAAAACGGAUGGAGCCCCCUGAAGCAGUUCCAUGACAGGGCCAACACGCUAAAGCGGAAUGGCCAUGCCGUCGACAAGAUAGAGGUCCUCGUGCUGGGGGGCACAUGGAGCGGGUAUCCCCAUGACUACCAAGAAGAAUUUAUCCGAGACGUGUACUACGCUGCAAACGUCUUCGGACUGCCUCAGCCAAUCCGCGAACCCCUCGCUUUAGAGGAGGAACAAAACCUCAAUGAAACUGCAGGUUGUCGCAUAGUGGGUUUAACUCUGGGAUUGGUAGAUGCGCACGUGUCGCAGGUUGACGUGCAUCUCAUGCCAGAUCUUCCGUCAAGCAGUCCAGCUGCAGACCGCCAGAUGUUCUACUACAUCCUUUCCUCCCCCGAUCUCCAAGCCGAUCAGUGGAAAAUAUACCCCUGUGAAGUGACGCCUUUUUCAACGAUAGAGCAAUGGUAUAAGGAGGGCAAAUUCAUUCCUUAUGCAGACACUGAUGGGGAAGCCUUGUUGACCCUUAUUUGUUCGGUUAAGGCAGCGGUACAUCCGUGGGUGCGACUGAAUAGAGUGGUGCGGGAUAUCCCAAAUCAAUCCAUUAUCGGCGGCAACAACGUCACAAACCUCCGGCAGGAACUUUCUAGGGAGCUGGAGGGCAGGCACUUGCGCUGCAAGUGCAUCCGCUGUCGUGAAGUAAAGGAUGAGCAGUUUGAUUUGGGGGUAGCGGAGUUGUGCGUUCGCCGUUACGAAACAAACGGAGGAGUGGAGUUUUUUUUGUCGUUUGAAACGCCCGAUAGAAAAACAAUAUUUGGGUUUCUUCGGCUAAGACUUCGUGCACGGAGGGUUCCGCGGGACUGUCCCUUCAGCGUGUUGAACGGGGCAGCGCUGUUACGAGAGCUGCACGUCUACGGACGUCUAGUUCCCCACGGAGAAGCGAAGAGCAGCGAUGACUUACGACCACAACACGCGGGAUUCGGCAGGCGUUUGAUACAGGCCGCAGAAAUUGUUGCCAUGGCAAAUGGGUACAUGCGCAUGGCGGUCAUUGCCGGGAUUGGCACGAGGGAGUAUUACCGCGCAAGCGGCUACGAGUUGGAGGACUCGUACAUGGUUAAAAACUUGACCGUUGUGGGUCUACAUGCGGGACGGCCGGAUUUGCUUGCUGAUCAGCCGAAGCAGCUGCUCAUUGAGUACCAAGACUUGCAGCGAGCAGGUGCGCAGUUGCUGCUACCAUUGCCACCGAAGGCGUCUCUAAAGAAACGCAGGGAUAAGCAAGGGAACAAAGGAAGGGGCAAGGCAAAGGGAAAAGCAGGGGCGGAAGAGACGGGAGAAGAUGCAGCCACCGUAGUCAGCAGUGAGGAGACAAGAGAAAGAGCGAGAGCCUUCCUUACUGAAUAUACAACAAAUGUGGAGCCUAUUGACGUCCCCGCACUCCUGCAUAGAUUGAAGGAUAAGGAAAAUGCACAACUAGAUGCACCAGGAUCACCUGUCCCGUUUACCGACAAGGAUACAUUCGCUCAGUACUGCAACAUGUACGCCUCGUUACAGAAGACGCAAAGCCCGACUGCGAGCAACAGAUCUGCACUUUCUGCUCUCCGGCUUCGCCUGGCUACGUGGCGUUCUGGUGCUAACACAGAUGCUUGUAGAAUGAGCACCUUACUUGCCGCCGCCACGGUUGCAACAGUUGCCGGCGUGGCAACCGUGUUCCUGUGGAUUGCUGCUCGUAGACGGCAGUGA